AUGUCUCAUCGGGGUGAAACUCUUCACAAAGAUGUUUGCUGCAUCGCUGACCUCAAGGAAGCUGGAGGCAAGAAUCUCAGCAAAACAUAUCGAGAUUAUUAUAACGCAGGUGCAAUGGACUUGAUCACUCUCAACGACAACGAGAAAGCCUACGAUCGCUACAAACUUCGCCCCCGAGUCCUAGUCAACGUCGAGAAGAUCGACACAAGUACAGAAUUCCUUGGCAGCAGGGUAUCGUUGCCCUUUAGCUUUGGUCCCGCUGCGUCUCACAAGCUCGCACAUCCCGAUGGAGAAGUCGCGACUUCCAGAGCUGCAGCCAAAUAUAAUAUCGGCAUGGGUUUGUCGUCUUAUGCGACCUGUUCCAUAGAGGAUGUCAAAGCGCAGGGUAUGGAAAAUCCAUAUUUCAUGCAGAUGUGUGUGUUGAAGGACCGUGGGAUUACAAUCCAGCUGUUGGAACGGGCAGAGAAAGCCGGGUACAAGGCCUUGUUCUUGUCGGUCGAUGUGCCUGUCUUGGGAAAGAGGUUGAACGAAAAUCGCAAUGAGUUCCGUAUUCCUGAAGACAUGGAAUAUCCCAAUAUUCUCAGUAGUGGAGCUGAUACUUCCGAUCGGACAAAUUACGACCCUACUCUUGACUGGGAGACAGCGAUCCCGUGGCUGAGAGCACACACUAGCCUUCCUAUCUGGCUCAAAGGAGUGUGUUCCCCCGAAGACGUCGAGCUUGCGAUAAAAUACAGUAUCGAUGGGAUCGUGAUCUCCAACCAUGGUGGCCGCCAACUAGAUGGCGUUCCCUCCACACUUGACGCGCUAAGAAUAUGCGCCCCUGUGGCGCGGGGACGGAUUCCAAUCACAAUCGACGGAGGUAUCCGCCGUGGAUCCGACAUAUUCAAAGCCAUCGCCCUAGGCGCCAGCCACUGCUUUCUGGGCAGAAUCCCCAUCUGGGGUCUAGCGUACAACGGCCAAGAAGGCGUCGAACUAGCGAUCCGGAUCCUUCGCCAAGAGCUGAAGAUUACCAUGGCGCUGGCUGGAUGCAACGCAAUCAGCGAUAUCCAGCAAUGUUAUCUCUCCGUAUUGCAAUCCGAUGGCAUCCUCGCCAAGCUGUGA
Molecule: messenger RNA, 1101 nt
Organism: Penicillium verhagenii
Lineage: Eukaryota; Fungi; Ascomycota; Eurotiomycetes; Eurotiales; Aspergillaceae
Product: alpha-hydroxy acid oxidase
Exons: 8
Coding region: 1-1101 (366 amino acids)
Molecular function (GO): oxidoreductase activity; FMN binding
Source: RefSeq, a predicted model, not a curated record